GGACAGUGAAUCAGGAAGACUGAAGAAGAAUUGAUGCCUUUGAAUUGUGGUAUUGGCAAAGAAUAUCGAAUAUACCAUGGACUGCCAAAAGAAUGACAAAUCUGUCUUGGAAGAAGUACAACCAGAUGCUCCUUGGAAGCAAGGAUGGGGUAAGACUACGUCUCACAUACUUUGGACAUGCUAUCAGGAGGGAUCAGUCCCUGGAGAAGGACAUCAUACUUGGUAGAGGGUCAGCCAAAAAGAGGAAGACCCUCAAUGAGAUGGAUUGUCACAGCGACUGUAACAAUGGGCUCGAGCAUAACAACAAUCGUGACAGUGGCACAGGGGUGGACAGUUUUUCGUUCUGUUGUACAUAGGAUUGCUAUGAGUUGGAACCAACUCGAUGGCACCUAGCAACAACAAAGGAGUUGAAAGAUAUAUACACAGAAAAUGUAUGAGUUUAAUUCGCACAUUUAUGAUCAAUUGAUUUUUCACAAGGGUACCAGAUUCAUUCAGUGGAAGAAAGAAUAGACUCUUCAACAAAUGGUGCCAGAACAACUAGAUUUUCACAUGCCAGAAAAUGCAGUUGGUUCCUCAGAAAGUUUAAGAUUGAAAAUCCAUGUGGCCCAGCAACUGCAUUCCUAGGUAUACAUCCAAAGUAUUGAAAACAGGGACUAAAAAGAUACAUGUACACCAGUAUAUUCGUUACAGCAUUAUUCACAAUAGCCAAAAGGUGGAAACAAGUGAAGUGUCUGUCAGCAUAUGCAUGGAUAAACAAAAUGUAUAUGCACAAAUGGCAUAUUAUUCAGACUAAAAAGGAAUGAAGUUCUAAUAACAUGGAACGACAUGAAUGAACCUUGAAAAUAUGCUUAGUGACAUAUGACAUAUACAAAAGAACAAACAUUGUCUGACUCAACCCACAUGAAAUAUCUAGAAUAGGCAAAUUCAUAGAGACAGAAGGUAAAUUAGAAGUUACGAGGGGAUUGGACCAAGGGGGAAAUGGGUAGUUAUUGCCUAAUGAUUACAGAGUUUCUGUUUGAGAAAAACUUUGGAAGUAGUGAUGAAAAGUUUUGGAAGUAGGUAGUGAUUAAAGUUGUACAACAUUUUGGAUGUAAUUAAUGCUACUGCAUUGUACACUUAAAAAUGGUUAAAAUGGCAAAUUAAAAAUAAAGAUGACGAUCUCUAAAAAAACAAAAAUGAUAAGUGCUCAGAUAGCCUUGUAUGAGCUGAAGUUUGAAGGAUGUACAAAAUUAGCCUAUCAGGAAAGAACAUUCUAAGUAGGUCGCCAUAUCAUGGUGUGUGUAUUCAAUACCAGCAGCAAUAUUGAAAUAAUCCUAAUCCCAAAAUGGGGAAUGUUUGUUUUGUGUUUCCUAAUGCUCUCUGAUAGUGACGAACAUGCUAGUUAUGUCUGUACCUGUGUACCAGACAGUUACAACAAAAUGUGGUAAGAGGUAGGAGAACAUGGAAGCAGAGUGUGGGUGCGUUUAAUUAAAACUAUAAAAAAUUGCCAAGGUAAUAUUUUAUAUAUUUUUGAACUGUGUUUUUAUUCUUAAGUCUAGUUUGAUUAUGCUUGGUAAAACAUUCUUUUGGUUAAAUGUAACAUCUAACCUAAAAAGAAAUUCAGUACUUCACAUAAAAUUUGAUUUAUUGCCAACAAAGCACACCAUGCAGAUUUUUGCUCUUGUAUUACUCUCUAUGCAGUAUUUGGGGAUUUUGAGUUUAAGCUAUUCAGACUUAUACAUAUUGGAGAUGUUUUUCAUAAAACAAGUGGAUAAUACUGGCAGUCUACUUUGGAAAAAUCCACUAUCCAUAUCUCUGUGGAGCAUAGUUCUACUCUGGCACGUGGAGUUGCCCAUGAGUAGGAGUUGGUUUGAUGGCAGCUAGUUUCGGUUUUGAAUCAUCACUAUUUGAACUGAGCUAAUAAGCAUUCUGUUCUUAAAUUACCUUUUGAACACCUGGCCAAACAGUUGUAGAAGCUCUUAUAUAACAUAUUGGUAAUAAAUAAGAGAAUCCUGUGCCCCAACUUGAUCACUGCCACCAAUGCCCUACUUUUUUCUUUUUUUAGUCUGUAUAUCUGUGAAGACGAGUUAAUAGUCAAAUGUUCUUUCUCUGCUGUUAAUUCUGUGACCCCUAUGUGUCUGGAGGGAGAUUACCUUGGUUUUGAACUUAGGAAAUAGGAAAGCAUAGAUUGCAAAGGAGAGAAGCCACAAAUCUUACCGUCCUUUAACAGUAUUGACAUUUCGCUUAAAUUAUCUGUUUAGUGAACUCCAGCCAAUGUCAUAUCAUCUCCUCAAUCUGAUUUUCCAUGCUGUGGUUAGUGUGAUAUUUCUUAAAGUCUGCAAACUUUUUCUGGACAACAAGAGUAGUGUGAUUGCUUCUUUACUUUUUGCAGUACAUCCAGUACACACAGAAGCAGUAACAGGUGUUGUAGGAAGAGCAGAACUUUUGUCAUCUAUCUUUUUUCUAGCUGCAUUUUUGUCAUAUACCAAAUCUAAAGGACCAGAUAAUUCCAUAGUGUGGCCUCCAAUUGCUUUGACAGUAUUUUUGGUGGCUGUUGCAACAUUGUGUAAAGAACAAGGAAUAACAGUUGUGGGAAUUUGCUGUGUGUAUGAAGUGUUUAUUGCCCAGGGGUAUACUUUGCCAUUAUUAUGUUCUACUGCGGGACACUUUCUCCGUGGAAAGAGUAGUAUUCCAUUUUCUAUGCUGCAAACACUAAUAAAACUUAUUGUCCUGAUGUUUAGUACACUAUUACUUGUUGUGGUCAGAGUCCAGAUUAUUCAGUCCCAGCUUCCAGUAUUCACUAGAUUUGAUAACCCAGCUGCUGUAAGCCCAACUCCUUCAAGGCAACUAACUUUUAACUACCUUCUUCCUGUGAAUGCUUGGCUUCUUUUAAAUCCUUCAGAGCUCUGCUGUGAUUGGACAAUGGGAACAAUACCACUUAUAGAGUCAUUUCUGGAUAUUCGAAAUCUUGCCACGUUUACUUUCUUUUGUUUUUUGGGAGCUUUGGGAGUAUUCAGUCUGCGAUACCCUGGUGAUUCUUCUAAGGCUGUUUUAAUGGCACUUUGUUUAAUGGUGCUACCAUUUAUUCCUGCAUCAAACCUUUUUUUUCCUGUUGGAUUUGUUGUUGCUGAGCGAGUAUUAUAUGUUCCUAGCAUGGGGUUCUGUAUUUUGGUAGCCCAUGGAUGGCAGAAAAUAUCAAACAAAAGUGUAUUAAAAAAGCUAUCCUGGGUUUGUCUGUCUAUGGUGAUAUUCACUCAUGCCUUAAAAACACUCCACAGAAAUUGGGAUUGGGAGUCUGAAUAUACUUUGUUUAUGUCAGCUUUGAAGGUAAAUAAAAACAAUGCCAAAUUGUGGAAUAAUGUGGGUCAUGCCUUGGAAAAUGAAAAGAACUUUGAGCGAGCUUUAAAAUACUUCUUACAGGCUACACAUGUUCAGCCAGAUGAUAUUGGUGCCCACAUGAAUGUAGGAAGAACUUAUAAAAAUUUAAAUAGAACCAAAGAAGCUGAAGAGUCUUACAUGAUGGCUAAAUCACUGAUGCCUCAAAUUAUUCCUGGUAAAAAAUAUGCAGCCAGAAUUGCCCCUAACCACCUAAAUGUUUAUAUCAAUCUGGCCAACCUGAUCCGGGCAAAUGAGUCCCGGCUGGAAGAAGCAGAUCAGCUGUACCGACAAGCAAUAAGCAUGAGGCCCGACUUCAAGCAAGCUUACAUUAGCAGAGGAGAAUUGCUUUUAAAAAUGAAUAAACCUCUCAAAGCAAAGGAAGCAUAUCUUAAAGCUCUAGAGCUGGACAGAAAUAAUGCAGAUCUUUGGUACAACUUGGCCAUUGUUCACAUUGAACUUAAAGACCCAAAUGAAGCUCUAAAAAAUUUUAAUCAUGCUUUAGGACUAAAUCCAAAGCAUAAGCUAGCACUUUUUAAUUCUGCUAUAUUAAUGCAAGAAUCAGGUGAGGUUAAACUCAGACCUGAAGCUAGAAAACGACUUCUAAGCUAUAUAAAUGAAGAACCACAAGAUGCUAAUGGUUAUUUCAAUUUGGGAAUGCUUGCCAUGGAUGACAAAAAGGACGCUGAAGCAGAGAUUUGGAUGAAGAAAGCCAUAAAAUUACAAGCCGAUUUCAGAAGUGCUUUGUUUAAUCUGGCUCUCCUGUAUUCUCAGACUGCAAAGGAAUUAAUGGCUUUGCCAAUAUUGGAAGAGUUACUCAAAUACUACCCGGAUCAUAUCAAGGGUCUCAUUUUAAAGGGUGACAUUCUGAUGAAUCAGAAGAAAGAUAUACUUGGAGCCAAAAAAUGUUUUGAGAAAAUUUUGGAGAUGGAUCCAAGCAAUGUGCAGGGAAAGCACAAUCUUUGUGUUGUUUAUUUUGAAGAGAAGGACUUACUGAAAGCUGAAAGAUGCCUGGUGGAAACGUUGGCAUUAGCACCACAUGAAGAAUAUAUUCAGCGCCAUUUGAAUAUAGUCAGAGAUAAGAUUUCCUCAUCUAGUUUUGUAGAACAGCCAACAUUCCCAGCUGGUGAGACUUCAGGUAUAGAAGAAGGAGACAAAAUCCCAACUGAAAAUAUGAAAGACGUCAGAAGUGAGCCCAAACCCACACAGACCAUAAAAGCAAGCAAUGAUAGAAGUCACUCGAGAUCCAACAAACAACUAGGAAAAAAUACAGACAAAGAGACCCCCCACAAAACAACAAAAGAAAUCAAAGACAUUGAGAAGAAAAGAGUUGCUGCUUUAAAAAGACUAGAAGAGAUUGAACGUAUUUUAAAUGGUGAAUAGUAUUACUGUUUAUCAUGUUACAAUGAUAUCAAAGAACUUCAGUCUGUAUCAUGUGAUCGUACUGGAGCUUUGAAAAAUAGCAAGAGUACAUAGCAAUCAUGAGUUUUCUCUACAUAGGAUCAAAAUAAGAUUUUCAUUGAAGACCUAUCUUAACCUACAAGAUGUAUUAUAUAACAGUGAUUUUUUUGUGUUUUGGUGAAUAUAACAGAUAUAUUGCAGGUGAUAAAUUUGCAUCCUUUGUUGCAGAAGGAAUGUCCUUCUGGCAGAAUGAUCUAUACUACUCUCAAAAAUAAUUUGAGGCCUGAAUGAUAAUCCCUUGGGGACGGAUUCAACAUAUGGCUCGUUAAUUAUGUGUAAUUCUCAGUUACUGACCUAUUUCAUUUUUCCUCCACCUGUUGGAAUCUGUCUGUGGAUUAAGAACACUUAUUGAGUACAUUCUUUUUUCUUCAGUAAUCCUUAUGUGUAACCAAGGGACUUGCACUGCAAAAGAAUACUGGCUUCUUUUAUGUUAUACUUUAUUAUUUUGUUAAUUUUUUAAAGGAAUGCCAGGUGAAACAUUUGAAAUAAGUCAUAUGACAUGUUAGCCAAGAAUAUAUUUUCGUAAUUGUAUACUUGCCUUUAAGUUCAUCUAAAAUGCAAUUUUUAAGCAGGUAAAGGUUUACAGACACACACACACAUACACACUCCUGGUGCUCAUGUAUAUUGUUUUAUAUAUAUAUAUAUAUAUAUGAAGAGUUUUACAUGAAUCACGCAAUCAUGAUUAAUUCUUUGAUUUUUGCUCCCCAAACUAUUCAUGUUUCUUGAGGUCGUAGUCAUUGAGAAGUCUAACUACAGCUGUAUUUAAACUUUUGAGUUAUAACAUAGUAGAUUUCUCUUUUAUCUUAGGGUUAUCUGUCUGGUCUUAUUUGGAAUUUUAAUUUUUUUUUUCUCAAAUCACACCACUUUAGUCACUCUUUUGAUGUCCUUUUAGAUUCCUUAAGCAACCAAAUUAAAUUCUGUUUAACUGAAGAAAGAACAAUGACAACUUGAAGCACUAAGUUCUCUUGUAUCUUGCUGUGGUGUAUAUUUUUAUUAAAUAAUUAUUUUGACUACUGAGCUUUCAUAAAAAUUCUAAAGCUGUUCUAAUUCCAUCAAGUAUAGAAAAAACUUGCUGUUUUAUUUUCAUAUAUAUGCAAAUACUACUUCACCAAAACUGCAUCAUUUUUGGCCUACUGUCCAGCUAUAAAAGAUAGUCUAGUAGAGGUUUAGGAAAUUUGUCAGAUGGUUUUUGAAAAUUUAAACUGAUAAAAUAUGUUAGGUUGAAGAGUUGAUACAAAUCAAAUUUAUUAAUUUAAAUUUGAUUUUAUUCUUUAGUUAAAAUACAUUUCGUAUUAGUUUCAUAGUACCUAAUAGUUUUAAUUUAAAACGUUAAAGCUCAAGCUAUCCUGGGAUAGUAACUAUCCCUAAUUAUGUAGUAUUUCACAAACUAUAUUCCUAUAAGACAAUUACUUCCUAAUUAUGUGUGUUUCAAAAACCAUACUCCUGUAACAUUUUUUUAGGAAAUGUUAUAAAUAGAUCAUGAGAAACAUGGAUUGCAUUAAAGACCUGCUCCUACUAGGUUCCCUGAGGAUCUGUUAGAGAUUUCUUUUAGAGAGUUUAAAGCAAGUACUGACUCCAGUGGGAGUUCAUUUUUGAUCAAGGAGAUUCUCUUAAGCAUCAAAGCAAUACUUAAUUUCAGUUCCUAAAUUAUGGCUUGUGACUCCAGAAAUAAGGUGGAGAAUACCUCAUAUAUCAUUACUUGAAAAAUGAAAUCUAUGUUGUUCUUAUGUUCUCUUCACAUAUCUUGAGGAAAAGUUUGAGUGUGUACUUCUGUUAUACUAUUGAAUGACAUGGUUCAGAAUAGUAGAAGGGAAUAUGAAUGAAUAUGAAUAUGAAGAAUGAAUAUGAAGACAUUUUCAUGACAACAGAUCAUAAUAAAACUGAGUAAUAUUUUAAUAAAAUUAUAAUUUUGCAAAUUAUAAAUGGUAUAUAUUGUUAGCCAAUGAUUUUUAUAGAAAAAAUAAUUUUUCUCCAUAUUACCACUUAAAAUAAGUAGGGGGCCUUUAAUACGGAUACCACUUUGUACAAAUUAAAUCUGAAUUUCUGAUAGAACCAUGCUUCAGUUUUUUCAGAAGUUCUGGAAGUGAUUCUAAUUUGUAGUCAGGGUCGAGGACCACUGCUCUAAAUUAGUUCAAGAAAAUCCUUUUAUUUUUCCUAUAUUAAUGUUUCUAACAAGCAAUAUAACUCAAGGUUUGAUAUUUUAAUUCCAUUAAGGAAUAUUUCUCUAAUACUCAACCAACCAAACCCCAUUGCCUUCCGUUCGAUUCUGGAACAACCCUAUAGGACAGAGUAGAACUGCCCUAUAGGGUUUCCAAGGAGCAAACUGGUAGAUUUGAACUGCUGAUCUUUUGGUAGCAGCCACUUAAGAUCUUAAGUUCCUUCAAGCAAACUUAUGUAAGAUGAUUAUUUCUUCUCUUUAAAAUCAUAAUACCCACCCAAAACCCAGUGCCAUCGAGUCGAUUCCAACCCAUAGUGACCCUAUAGGACAGAGUAGAACUGCCCCAUUGAGUUUCCAAGGAGCGCCUGGUGGAUUUGAACUGCUGACCCUCUGGUUAGGAGCCGUAGCACUUAGCCAUUACACCACCAGGGUUUUCAAAAUCAUAAUAGAAAUUUUAUUUAAACUGCUCAGGUGAGAAAAAGUAAUGGACUUUUUUUUCCUCUGGAGCUGCCUGUUUUGUUGGGGAGUGGGGGAACAAACCCAUUGCCAUUGAGUCGAUUGCAACUCAUAGAGACCCCAUCAGACAGAGUAAGGUGGGGACAAUUAAGCCCAGUUUGCUAACCUAUGGUUUAGAGAUGUGAGCAUCUAACUCAUAGAGGUGGUGAGGGGUCUUUUACAUACAGGUCUGUGUGCUGGUGAGGGGAUGGAGUUUUAAUUUUACAAAAGAAUAUACUACCCAGGAGUUCUGGGCAGUCUUUUUCAAUCCCCAAGGGUCAAUUUUGUUACUACUUCACUGCAUUUCAGAAGGAAGAAUUAAGUUUCUCAUAUUACUCCUAUAUAUGCUUCCUUAUUAACCGUUGGAAUCCAGUGAGUAGUUUUCUGAAGUUGAUGGUUUGGAGGACAAACUAAUAUGUAAUUUUAUUUUGCAAUUUUGUGUUUACUUUUAUGUAAAUUUUUGGUAUGUGAAUUGCACAAUUCUAAUAAAACCUCACGCCUUUUCAUUACAUCUAGCUUGAGCUCUCAACUUGAUGUUAUAUACUGCUUCUUUAAAGAUGCUUUAAUGAAAAAUACUAAGAGAAGUAUAUAGAUUUAUAUGUCGAUUUAUACUUCAGAAAUCCAUAUAUUGUCAUAUUUAUUUUUUUAAAAACCUCCUAAUGGUCUGCAUGACUAAAUGGUAUUUAAAAUGAAAAAAGAACCUCCCAACAUAUCUGGUACCUGAGUCCAGAGUUUAUCUGUUGAAGUCUGUCACCCAUCCAUAUUAAGGAUCCAUACGAAAAUAAAAUUGUAUGCAUUUUAUAUCACUGUGUGUACCAUAUUUCUAAAUAUUCACUAUUAAACUGAUAACUUUGAAAACCUUAACCUGAAUUGCUUUUUAGUAUUAUAAUGAAAAACACAAUAGUGUAUAGAUAUUUUGCCCCCACAAACAAGAGCCAGCAUGUUUAUUAGCAAUCAUCUGAGAAAGGCAUGCAUUAAAUUAGUGCAUAACAGUGACACAUUUUUAACCCUGAGUGACAGAAAGCAAUUGAAGAAAAUGAGAGUUAAACUUGGAGUUUUACACACACACAGUUGGAAGUCAGUGUAGUGAAAUAAUCAGGAGUUUGAGUUCUGAAUCCACCUGGAUUCAAAUUCUGGUACCACCCUUACUAGAUGUAUAACUUAGGGAAGUAUUUUUAAUGUAUAUUUUUGCUUCCUCAUCUCUAAAUGGGGAAAACAUUUU
This is a messenger RNA of Loxodonta africana (African savanna elephant), 8690 nucleotides long. It is a transcript of the gene TMTC3, whose product is annotated as transmembrane O-mannosyltransferase targeting cadherins 3. Lineage: Eukaryota; Metazoa; Chordata; Mammalia; Proboscidea; Elephantidae. Bases 2254 to 4737 code for a protein of 827 amino acids. The transcript is spliced from 13 exons. Gene Ontology annotation, cellular component: endoplasmic reticulum. Gene Ontology annotation, biological process: protein O-linked glycosylation via mannose. Gene Ontology annotation, molecular function: mannosyltransferase activity; protein binding. The record is from RefSeq and is a predicted model, not a curated record.